GUUGAUUACAUUCUGAGGAACGCCGCCUUUGUCAUCGCACUCCACAAAACAAACUUAGAUGCGACCAGCAACCUCCUCUGCACCUCUGGCAGUCUUGGCGCUGCUGCUGCAGCCUCAUGCCGUCCACAGCAUUAGACAGCUGCAACUUCAUCGCAGCAAUGCCUAUGAUGUCUCCAUCAAGAGAAACCUACAUACCAACGAGCGCCACCGCCGCCUCGACGAUGGACUGUACGAGGUCGUGCCGUUAAACCUCGGGAUGGGCACCCAUUACACGUGGAUCUACGCCGGUACGCCGCCACAACGCGCAUCAGUCAUUGUGGACACUGGCAGCCAUCAGCUUGCGUUUCCAUGCAAGGGAUGCACGGGCUGCGGAAAGCACACGGACGUUCCAUUCGAUGCGUCCAAGUCGUCGUCGCUGGUGUACCCUACGUGUGAAGAUGUUGGCAAGGACACGGCGAUCACAUGCGCAUCGUGCACGAAGAACAACACUUGCGAAGUGAACCAAAUGUACUCGGAAGGGAGCAGUUGGAAGGCGGUGGUGGUCGAAGACAACGUGUGGCUGGGCGAUAAAGCAGAAUCGGACACUGACAACAACUUUAGCACGAGGUUUCGCUUUGGGUGUCAGUACCACGAGACAGGUCUCUUCACGACCCAAGUGGCCGACGGAAUCAUGGGACUUUCCACCAAAGCGCCGACUGUGAUCAAGAAGCUGUUUCAAGAUGACAAAAUCUCCCAAAAUGUGUUUUCGCUCUGCUUUACCUCCACCGGAGGCGCCAUGACAGUCGGGAGCCAUCACUCCCCCCCUCGCCAUGAAGAAGACAUGAAGUUUGCCAAAGUGAGCUUUGAUGCUACGGGAUGGUACGCAUUAGACGUGCGCGGUAUUCGCAUCCACGGCGAGGACAUCCAUAUCGACUCGCCGCGGCUGUUAAAUGGCGGGCGGAAAGUGGUCAUUGAUAGCGGUACCACCGACUCGUACCUUCCUGACGCGCUCGUGGGGGAGUUCAAUCGCGUGUUCCAGAAGGUCAUGGGGAAAAAGUACGUCACGGGCGGUAUGGACGGAUAUACCGAGGACGAAGUUGAGCUGCUUCCGACGAUUGAAUAUGUCCUCGCAGGAGUCGAUGAAGACGAUGUUGUGAUGACGAUCCCACCGAGUCGAUACCUGAAAAAGAAGGCAAACGGACGGUUCUACUCGUCGAUCCUGUUGGACGAACCAGGUGGCGGCAUCAUCGGUGCCAACCUCAUGCUCAACCACGAUUUUGUGUUUGACGCGGAUCGGAAUCGAGUGGGAUUUGCUAAAGCUAAUUGCGGUAGGAAGAGGCACAGGUGGUGGUGGUGGUUGAUGGCGUUUGGUAGAGUUUGAAGAAGUGGUUGCCGCGACGGAUGCAUCGUCGUCGCUAGGCAGCGAGGAAGAUUAUCCGUUGGUGUUGACGUUGGGAGGGGUAGCCAUCGCGUUGUUGUUUAUCGUUGGGAUGGCUGUUGCCGUGUGCAAGUCAAAAGAUCCGCGAUGGACCCAAGUCAACUUGAACGAGUUGGACGUUGACGAAGAAGCUGGGCUCGUUGUGAGUUCGGUGACCGAGAAGGAAGACGGUGCUGCGUCCGUGACGGAGGAAGGCGAGGCAUCAUACGACACCCCUCCAGACGAAGAUGACGAGUUCUUCAACGCGCAGCAUGAGGAUGCGGUCGACGGCGCGGACAAGGCCGAGCUGCAUCGCAUGGACCUGUAGAUUGAUCGAAUUUGAGCAGUAAAUUGUGUUGGUUGUUUCCGGAUAAACGUGUUUGAAAUCCGGAUAACACGAGCCAAUCUAACGAACUCUCCAAGAUACAAUUGACC
Aphanomyces astaci is the source of this 1831-nucleotide messenger RNA. RefSeq lists its product as hypothetical. Gene Ontology annotation, molecular function: aspartic-type endopeptidase activity. The transcript has 4 exons. The record is from RefSeq and is a predicted model, not a curated record. Lineage: Eukaryota; Oomycota; Saprolegniomycetes; Saprolegniales; Verrucalvaceae. The coding region runs from base 59 to 1360 and encodes 433 amino acids. Gene Ontology annotation, biological process: proteolysis.